AUGUCUCUCUCGAACAAGCUCUCAAUCACCGAUGUCGACCUCAAGGGCAAGCGUGUAUUGAUCAGAGUCGACUUCAACGUCCCCCUCGACUCCGACAAGAAAGUCACCAAUACCCAGCGUAUCGCCGGAGCUGUCCCAACAAUCAAAUAUGCCAUUGACAAUGGCGCGAAGGCCGUGGUUCUCAUGUCCCACCUCGGGCGACCUGACGGAAAGGCCAAUCCCAAAUUCUCCCUCAAGCCUGUUGUGCCGGAGCUUGAGAAACUCCUAGGAAAGUCCGUCGAAUUCGCACCAGAUUGCGUUGGGAAGCAGGUUGAGGAAAUCGUCAACAAUGCUAGUGGUGGACAAGUAGUCCUGCUAGAGAACCUGCGGUUCCAUGCCGAAGAGGAGGGAAGCUCUAAGGACGCUGAAGGUAAGAAGGUCAAGGCGGACAAGGCUAAGGUGGAUGAGUUCCGAAAGGGUUUGACAGCGUUGGGAGAUAUCUACAUCAACGAUGCUUUCGGAACUGCACACCGCGCCCAUAGCUCCAUGGUUGGCGUUGACCUGCCUCAAAAGGCCUCUGGAUUCCUCAUGAAGAAGGAGCUCGAAUACUUCGCCAAGGCCCUUGAGAACCCUGAACGUCCUUUCUUGGCCAUCUUGGGAGGAGCCAAGGUCUCAGACAAGAUCCAGCUCAUCGAUAAUCUUCUCGGCAAGGUUAACAGCUUGAUUAUCUGCGGCGGUAUGGCUUUCACAUUCAAGAAAACAUUGGAUAACAUGAAGAUUGGCAACAGUCUGUUUGACGAGGCCGGAAGCAAGACAGUUGGUGCUCUUAUGGAGAAGGCCAAGAAGAAUAACGUCGAGGUCGUUCUUCCCGUUGACUAUAUCACUGCCGACAAGUUUGACAAGGAUGCUAAGACCGGAACGGCUACAGAUGCGGAAGGCAUUCCAGAUGGAUGGAUGGGUCUUGAUUGCGGGCCAAAGAGUAUUGAACUCUUCAAGGACACAAUUAACAAAGCCAAGACCGUCCUCUGGAACGGCCCUCCAGGAGUCUUCGAGUUCGAUGCAUUCACCAAGGGAACCAAGGCUACUCUUGAUGCCGCAGUCGACGCAGCACAGAGUGGCGCGACUGUUAUCAUCGGUGGUGGUGAUACCGCUACCGUUGCUGCUAAAUACAAUGUCGAAGACAAGCUUAGCCAUGUAUCGACGGGCGGUGGAGCGUCUCUCGAGCUCCUCGAAGGCAAGGAACUCCCUGGUGUUACUGCUCUGUCGAGUAAGUAA
Molecule: messenger RNA, 1254 nt
Organism: Venustampulla echinocandica
Lineage: Eukaryota; Fungi; Ascomycota; Leotiomycetes; Helotiales; Pleuroascaceae
Product: Phosphoglycerate kinase
Exons: 3
Coding region: 1-1254 (417 amino acids)
Biological process (GO): glycolytic process; gluconeogenesis
Cellular component (GO): cytosol
Molecular function (GO): phosphoglycerate kinase activity; ADP binding; ATP binding
Source: RefSeq, a predicted model, not a curated record